GUUCGUUGCCAGUAAACCCUGACACUAACAAGAUUAGGCUUCUAAGAAUGAGUUACAUUAAUUUGAAGGUGCACAUAACCUUUUCACUGCCAUCACUUGAUUAUCUUGAAUUUUUAAUUAUUAAAUGUCACGUUUUUGUGAUCGCAUUUUUUAAACUUUAGUUGGUGUGUAAGGUUGCUGUUAGAGCAUAAAUAAUGCCUGCAAAAAGAUAAAGCUCAAAGUUCAAUGUCAAGCAAUAUAUUUUCUUACCAUAAUUCGCUUUCAAAGCCUACAGCGAACGGCCGGUUUGGACUACAGCCCUCUACUUCCCAGUUGCAUGACGUCAAUAAAAAAGUUUUUUACUAAACUCCGCCCACAGGAAUGCACCAGUCGCUAGCUAAACUAAGCUGCUGUUGAAUCACAACGCAUUAAACCAGCUACACAAUCAGAACUCAUUACUUAUUUUUGAAGGAGAGACUUCAUAGAACAAGGACAACAUCAGCCCAUUUUGAGGACGUGAAAACAGCAGUAUUGAGUUUUUUAACACACAAAACAUGAACACAUGUUAUAUUGCGCGCCGUAAACACAAGGCUUCGAAAACACAAGAAAAACAGGACCUUUAAGUCAUUUUGUUUCUCCAGUAAAUAUAUCUUGAUCCACAAAAUUUCUAAUAUUAUAUUAUAAUAAAUAAUAAUAUUAUUUAUAUUGGAAAACAAGACAAAAAACUAAGACAGACAUUCAUUUGCAGUGUGUAUGUGUUUUUACUUUAAAGUAUUUACAUUAACAUAAAAAUCUAUCUUAUUUUUAGGAACAAAACAUUUAUGAAGUUGUAGUAGUAUUAUCUGUUUAGUCAGGUUUAUGAAUAUUCAACUAGUGGGUAGGCUGAGAGCUCUUUAAUCAACCCUCAUGCUAAACGGGGUUGUCACUGUGCAUUGUGUGAGUAUAAAUGUCAGUGAGAGGCACCAGAAAUCCAAACUGACAAGCCUCCUAACACGGAUUGAGAUAUCUUUUCUAAUGAAGUCCAGAGUUUGCUUUUCAACAUUUAGCCAUCGUGGAAAUGUCUGACUGGGGAGUUACAAACACGGACAAUCAAACCAUUCAAUACUGCUUCCCAAACAACAAUUUGUCAUGUACCAGAAAUGUCAGAUUUGAAUUUGAAUAUAUUACUGUGUAUAUUUUUAUUUCUGUAAUAUCAGUGCUGACUGUGAUUCUGAAUCUGCUGGUGAUCAUCUCCAUCUCUCACUUUAAACAGCUUCACACUCCAACUAAUGUCUUGAUUCUCUCUCUGGCAGCGGCUGAUCUGAUGGCAGGACUCAUUCUUAUGCCAGUGCAGGGCAUGAAACUCAUUGAGUCAUGUUGGUACUUUGGAGAAAUAUUUUGUUCAAUAUUUCCUCUCAUUCUCUACGUGGUUGUUGUAGCAUCUCUUGGUAAUAUGAUCAUUAUAUCUGUGGAUCGGUACAUUGCUGUGAAUGACCCUUUGCGAUAUCCAAUAAGGGUAAAUAAUAACAGAGCUGUAUUCUCGAUUGUUGUAAACUGGUUAUUUUCCACCUCAUAUUCUAUCUUUCUCUUGUAUGACUUUUUGCUGUAUCCAGAAAGAAACCACACAUGCAUUGGAGAAUGUAUACUUGAUGUCAAAUUUGAUUAUUUGGUAAUUGAUGCCAUUGUUUGUUUAGUGGCACCGUGUUGUGUUAUUAUUUCGUUAUAUGUGAAAAUUUGCUUUGUAGCUAAACGUCAAGCUGAACAUUUGAAUUCAGCCGCAGACAAAAAGGCCAGAUCAGAAAAAAAGGCAGAAAGAACCUUAGGGGUUGUAGUAAUGGUCUAUCUUCUUUGUUGGCUGCCAUACUAUUUAAUUACACUAUCUCUUGGGCAUGAUGAAAAUGACGCUCUUAUAAUUAAUAUAAUGUACUGGAUUAUGUGUCUAAAUUCCUGCAUGAAUCCACUUAUCUAUGCAAUGUUUUAUCCAUGGUUUAGAAUAUCCACAAAAUACAUUUUGACUCUAAAAAUAUUUGAACCAUCAUCAGAAUACUUUAAUCUCUUCCCAGAUGAGAAAUAAUCACAUAGAAAAGCAUACAUGUAAUUGAGAUGUGCUUUCUUAAAAUGUUACAUGACUGUUAGGUCUCUGUGUCUGAACAAUUAUCAAGUUAAAUAUAACAUAAUAAUUAAGUAUGUUUCAGUUUUUUUCUUUUAGUAGACCAAAUCAUUGUAAAGGUCUCAACAAACUAAGAAUUUAAAGCAUAAUGGAAAUGCACUGUGUACAAUGUAGUAAACCAUGCUAAUAUGAAAAGUAAGACUGUAGUGUUAAGAAAAUCUUUUACAUUACAUUUUCAGGGACAUUUUGAGUCCUUUCUGGUUAGGACUGAAUUCUACAACCAUGAUAUGUAAUGUAAAUGUAAUGAUGUUGCUGGUGGAGGAGGCAAUUUGUCAUGUUAAUUAAUGUUGUUAGUUACAACUUUUGAAUUUUAAAAUGCAUUAGUAAAUGCCGAAAUUCAACUGAUCUUAAUAAAUAAAUGUUGUUCAUUGUUCGUUCAUGUUAGCUAAUGAUUUAACAUGUAUGUGUGCAUCAGCCCAACAACACACUUUACAAGUGAUGUUUUUAGUGUUUUAAUAAUUAAAUGACACACAAUGAAAAUUACAAUUAUUAACUUUUUAUUUAAUAAAACAUUUAAUUAAUUCAAUUUAACAUGG
Misgurnus anguillicaudatus (oriental weatherfish) is the source of this 2664-nucleotide messenger RNA. RefSeq names its product trace amine-associated receptor 7e-like. Lineage: Eukaryota; Metazoa; Chordata; Actinopteri; Cypriniformes; Cobitidae. Gene Ontology annotation, biological process: G protein-coupled receptor signaling pathway. Gene Ontology annotation, cellular component: membrane. Gene Ontology annotation, molecular function: trace-amine receptor activity. The record is from RefSeq and is a predicted model, not a curated record.